This is a messenger RNA of Propithecus coquereli (Coquerel's sifaka), 989 nucleotides long. It is a transcript of the gene SYPL1, whose product is annotated as synaptophysin-like 1. The transcript has 6 exons. The coding region runs from base 103 to 879 and encodes 258 amino acids. NCBI's taxonomy places the organism in Eukaryota, Metazoa, Chordata, Mammalia, Primates, Indriidae. Gene Ontology annotation, cellular component: synaptic vesicle membrane; synaptic vesicle. The record is from RefSeq and is a predicted model, not a curated record.
GCCCGGAAACGCGGCGCGGGCCUGAGGUGCGCGCGCGCGUGCGCGGGAGGAGACGGGGCGCCGGGGGCCGGACUUCAGGGAAGGGGGCGCGGCGCACGCAGCAUGGCGUCCAAUAUCUACUUGGUUCGCCAGCGGAUCAGCCGGCUCGGCCAGAGGAUGUCCGCCUUCCAGAUCAACCUCAACCCGCUCAAGGAGCCUCUCGGCUUCAUCAAGGUCCUCGAGUGGAUUGCUUCCAUCUUUGCUUUUGCUACCUGUGGAGGGUUUAAGGGCAAAACAGAAAUUCUAGUGCAUUGUCCUCCUUCCAAUGACAGUAAAACUAUUACAGCUACUUUUGGUUAUCCAUUCAGGUUGAAUGAGGCAUCAUUUGAGUCACCUCCACAUGUAAAUGUGUGUGAUGUAACUUGGAAAGAUCAUGUCCUCAUAGGCGAUUACUCUUCUUCUGCACAAUUCUAUGUUACAUUUGCAGUCUGUGUGUUCCUGUACUGCAUUGCUGCCCUUCUACUUUAUGUUGGUUACACGAACUUAUAUCGGGAUAGUCGUAAACUUCCCAUGGUUGACUUUGUUGUUACACUUGUUGUCACUUUUUUGUGGUUGGUGAGCACUUCGGCCUGGGCUAAAGCUCUUACAGAUAUUAAAAUAGCUACUGGUCCCAGUAUCGUUCAGGAACUUGCGCCUUGUAAGAAGACAGGAGUGAUGUGUUAUUUUGGCUCUGUGACCAGUAUGGGAUCCCUAAAUGUAUCGGUGAUCUUUGGCUUUCUGAAUAUGAUACUUUGGGGAGGAAAUGCUUGGUUUGUGUACAAGGAGACCAGCCUACACAGUCCAUCAAAUACUUCUGUCCCCCAUAGCCAAGGAGGUAUUCCACCUCCUGCUGGAAUGUAAUUAAAGGGAGAAAUACACUGUAUGAAAUAUAUGUCAAUACUAUGACAUGUUACCAACAUCUUGAGAAGCAUUAUUUGUUUCUAAUAAAAAGUAAUGGCUUUUUCAAUAAA